AUGAGUGCUGCCUUCGCAAGAAAUGCUGCCUUCGCAAGGAGUGCUGCCUUCGCAAGGAAUGCUGCCUUCACAAUGAGGGCUGCCUUUCCAGGGAGUGCUGCCUUCGCAAGGGGUGGUGCCUUCGCAAGGAGAGCUGCCUUUGCAAGGAGUGCUGCCUUCGCAAGGGGUGCUGCCUUCCCUAGGAGUCCUGCCCUUCUAGGGAGAGCUGGCUUCGCAAGGAGUGCUGCUAUCGCUAGGAAAGCUGCUUUCGCAAGGAGGGCUGACUUUGCAGGGAGUGCUGACUUUGCAGGGAGUGCUGCCUUCACAAGGUGUGGUGCCUUCGCAAGGAGUGCUGCCUUUGCAAGGACUACUGCCUUCGCAAGGAGUUCUGCUUUCGCAAGGAGUUCUGCCUUCGUUAGGAGUGCUGCCCUCGCAAGGAGGGCUGCCUUCGCAAGGAGGGCUCCCUUCGCAGGGAGUGCUGCCUUCGCUAGGAGUGCUGUCUUUGCAAGGAGCACUGCCUUCGCAAGCAGUGCUGCCUUCGCAAGGAGUCCGGCCUUCGAAAGGAGUGCUGCCUUACCAAGGAGUGCUGCCUUCGCUAGGAGUGUUGUCUUCGCAAGGAGGACUGCCUUCGAGAGGAGGGCUGCCUUCACAAAGAGUGCUGCCUUCGCAAGGGGUAAUGCAUUUUAA
Schistocerca cancellata (South American locust) is the source of this 666-nucleotide messenger RNA. RefSeq lists its product as uncharacterized. The record is from RefSeq and is a predicted model, not a curated record. Bases 1 to 666 code for a protein of 221 amino acids. The transcript has a single exon. NCBI's taxonomy places the organism in Eukaryota, Metazoa, Arthropoda, Insecta, Orthoptera, Acrididae.